This is a messenger RNA of Pestalotiopsis fici W106-1, 576 nucleotides long. RefSeq lists its product as uncharacterized. Bases 1 to 576 code for a protein of 191 amino acids. The transcript has a single exon. The record is from RefSeq and is a predicted model, not a curated record. Lineage: Eukaryota; Fungi; Ascomycota; Sordariomycetes; Amphisphaeriales; Sporocadaceae.
AUGACCUCACACAGCAGUGCGGAACAAGAGCAACCUGCGUCCGCGCCUUCAAGGGGAGAUGAUGCAUCAGUCGCGGACGAUGCGGACAGCGAGAUAGACGAUGAGGAGUUGGAUAAUUGGCUUGUGCCGACGUACAAGCCUAAAUUUUACUCGAAAAGGCCCAUGAAGAAGGCUCUCACAGCACCUUGGGGUCUGCUUGUCAGCAAUGCAGAUGUGGCAAAGCUCAAGACUGGUUUCAAGUCUCAAAGCAUGGACCACAAAUGGGACUUUCUCGUCGAGGACCCGGACAAGAAUGGCAACACGUCGAUCCACAUUAUUCGGACCUGGUGUCGAGAGGAGUGCUGGAUAAUCCAUCUUGUUCCAGCAUCAGACGACCACGAUGGCGGGAGUGCAAAGAUCGAAAGCAUCACAUGGGAAGGGAACAAGGCGAUAGGACGAUGCGAUGCAGAGCAGGCCAAGAAGGAAGCCGUCAUUCUGCUCAGAGGCUGGCUUCGCUGCGAGUUUGCGACACUGCCGCAAUACGCACCUGGCGUGUUUUACAAUCCCAAGGCUUAUACCAAGCUGAAUACAGAAUAG